CUUCGACGCCUAUCGCGGCUUAGGGAGGAGGGAGAGGGAAGGCGAGCCACGGUUGCCGUGACGACCAGAUAUCCGGGCCUUUCGCGGGCUUCCGGGUUGGCCGGUAACCGUGGCAACGGACACUAACCGUCCCGGCGGGCUGGAAGUGGAGGAGUCAUGGCGGAGGGGGCCCUUCGGCCGACUGCAUCAUUAGCGGCGGCUGCAGAAGUUCCAAAAGCACGCUCAGGAAAAGCACCAGAACUGCCCAUUCUGGAGAAAAGGAAUUGGCUGAUCUACCUGUACUACAUCCGCAAAGACUAUGAUUCAUGUAAGAUUGCUAUAAAAGAGCAACUUCAGGAGACCCAUGGGAUGUGCGAAUAUGCUGUCUAUGUUCAAGCUUUGAUAUUUCGAUUGGAAGGGAAGAUUCAAGAAUCGCUCGAGCUUUUCCAGACAUGUGCUAUUCUGAAGCCUCGAAGCGCCGACAAUCUCAAACAGGUGGCCCGAUCACUGUUUCUUCUGGGGAAGCACAAAGCAGCUAUUGAAGUUUACAAUGAUGCAGGCCGGCACAACGAGAAGGACUGGGAAAUCUGCCACAAUUUGGGUGUUUGCUACAUGCAGCUAAAAUAUUUCAACAAGGCCAAAGAUCAGCUCAACAAUGCCCUGCAACUCAGCCGACAUGACCUGACAUCCAUGGUGCUUGGGAAGAUCCACCUGUUGGAGGGCAAUAAGGAGGAAGCGAUCGAAGUCUAUAAGAAAGCCGUGGAGUUCUCCCCACAAAACACAGAACUCCUUACAACUUUGGGUUUGCUGUACCUGGAGCUGAAGGAUUACCAGAAAGCCUUUGAGCAUCUUGGGAACGCGCUCACGUAUGAUCCCAGCAAUUAUAAGGCCAUUUUGGCAGCUGGCAGUAUGAUGCAGAGCCAUGGAGACUUUGAUGUGGCCCUCACCAAGUACCGGGUAGUAGCUUGCGCUGUUCCGGAGAGCCCUCCGCUCUGGAACAACAUUGGCAUGUGCUUCUUUGGCAAAAAGAAAUACGUAGCGGCCAUCAGCUGCCUGAAACGGGCAAACUACCUGGCACCCUUUGACUGGAAGAUUCUGUAUAACCUUGGCCUCGUCCAUCUGACAAUGCAGCAGUACGCCUCUGCGUUCCACUUCAUCAGUGCAGGCGUCCAUCUCCAGCCAAAGCUGGCAGAACUCUACAUGCUGUUAGCAGUUGUGCUGACCAAUCUUGAAGAUCCUAAGAAUGCCAAACUAGCCUAUCAAAAGGCUUCUGCACUAGACAUAUGCAACCCUCUGAUAAGUCUCAACUUUGCAGUUCUGCUCUACAAUCAAGGGGAUAAGGAAGAGGCUGUCCUCCAGUACCAUGAGAUGAAAAGGAAGGCCCAGGCAUUAAAGGAGAACGCCCUGGAGUUUGACUCUGAGAUGGUGGAUGUCGCUCAGAGGCUGGGGGCUGCCUUGCAGCUCGAAGAGGCCGCACUCUGGACGAAACCGACUAAAGACUCCAAAUCAAAGCAACAAGGAACUACCUCCAGGAAAUCGUCCACUGCACCACCCCUGGGGUCUAACCAAGCUCUGGGACAGGCCAUGUCUUCAGCAGCCAGCUACGCAAAGACCAUGAUCCCAGGUGCUGGCAGUUCAAAUCAGCUACCCAAGGGCCCCUCCUUGCCGAUGGAGCCUAAGCCCGCUACAGAGGCUGCUCCUGAAGACGCUACAUCUGCUGCAGAGGGGCAGGAGCAAAGUUCUAAAAAACUAGCCAGCAGUUAUGGCUCAAGGCAGUUGGAGAUACCCAGCGCUGUAUUCCUGAAACAUUUACUUGAUCAGCAUUGCCCGUUUCAAGUUGGGCUCAGAUACAAACGCUUUAGCCACCAGUUCUGCACUUUCUGCCAAUUAAGAAAUCUGUGUGACCAACAUAAAUGAAUGACUAUCAGAUCCCUUCUACAACUGGAUUGGGUUUAUUAUUCCAGCUUAUUUAGAAAAAAAAAAGAACAGAUCUAUUUUGUACAUCAAGGGAGUUUUCAAAAUGUAAGUGGUUGGUGAGAGUUAAUAAAUACUCUGAACCCCCUCCUA
This is a messenger RNA of Pogona vitticeps (central bearded dragon), 2046 nucleotides long. NCBI's taxonomy places the organism in Eukaryota, Metazoa, Chordata, Lepidosauria, Squamata, Agamidae. The record is from RefSeq and is a predicted model, not a curated record.